This is a messenger RNA of Anarrhichthys ocellatus (wolf-eel), 1241 nucleotides long. It is a transcript of the gene ppih, whose product is annotated as peptidylprolyl isomerase H (cyclophilin H). Gene Ontology annotation, cellular component: intracellular membrane-bounded organelle; cytoplasm. Gene Ontology annotation, molecular function: cyclosporin A binding; peptidyl-prolyl cis-trans isomerase activity. The record is from RefSeq and is a predicted model, not a curated record. The transcript is spliced from 9 exons. Gene Ontology annotation, biological process: protein folding; protein peptidyl-prolyl isomerization. NCBI's taxonomy places the organism in Eukaryota, Metazoa, Chordata, Actinopteri, Perciformes, Anarhichadidae. The coding region runs from base 212 to 745 and encodes 177 amino acids.
CAGUUUUGUUUACUUUUACGUCGAAACGAUUAAAUGUACAUUACCACAAGCCGGCACUCUGUUGGAGAUAUCCAAGCUUUCUCGCGUUGCCACUAUUUUGACCCUAACCGCGCGCCGUAACAUGUCUCACCAUUCAAUGGCUAUCACAUCUAUGGUGUUAUCCGGCGAAUAGCAUUUUUAUUUAGUCUUAACGAGCGAGGAAACGGUCACAAUGUCUGUUCAAACAACAAAUUCAAGCAACCCGAUUGUCUUCUUCGACGUAACCAUCGGAGGGCAGGAUAUCGGACGGAUGAAGAUCGAGCUGUUUGCCGAUGUGGUUCCAAAGACGGCAGAGAAUUUCCGGCAGUUCUGCACUGGAGAGUUCAGGAAGGAUGGAGUCUCCAUUGGUUUCAAAGGUUGCACAUUCCACAGGGUGAUAAAAGACUUUAUGAUACAAGGAGGGGACUUUGUGAAUGGUGAUGGAACUGGUAUCUGCAGCAUCUACAGAGGUCCAUUUGUAGACGAAAACUUCAAAAUGAAGCACUGUGCUCCUGGCCUUCUGUCCAUGGCAAACAGCGGGCCAGGGACGAAUGGUUGUCAGUUCUUCAUUACCUGCACCAAAUGUGACUGGUUAGAUGGGAAGCAUGUUGUUUUUGGAAAAGUGGUUGAUGGUUUGCUGACCAUGAGGAAAAUUGAGAAUGUUCCCACGGGACCCAACAACAAGCCCAAGCUCCCCAUCCUCAUUGGACAGUGUGGAGAGAUGUGAUCCAGCUUCCUCACAACACCACGCCAGAAUUAUACAACCUCUGUAUACAUGAAGUAGUUUUUAUAGUCACUUGAUACUCCUCAGCAGACAUCAACCUACAUAUUUUUUUCCUGUGUGGAUGUCUUCUGCCAUGAUGAACAUUGAAGGACGGUAUAACGUUCAACAGUACAUCAUUUUGGCCAAUUAUCUUGAGUUUGGUAAAACUGAUUCCAGGUUAAUCGCUGAAUCCAACCCAGAUCAGGUUAUUCACAUGUCGGGUGGGUUUGGGAACUGACGAGAUGUGCUUAAUAUAUUGGUUUUGAAUUUGUUUUGCAAAUCGUCAUGUUCUACACUGUUGUUGGGUCCAAGUGGAGACAAUUUGUGCUUCCUGUUAGAAAAAGACAAAUAAGAAAUUGUGACUUUUUUAAAGAAUUGCUUUGCAUUUCAAACAUUCUAAUUCCUGUUUGAGUCAAACUGUUCAUUGAGGAUAAAUAAAUUGUUUUACUUUUACACAAAC